CCGAGCAAAAUGGCCACCCUGGGCCUCUCGAAGGUGUUCAUCCUGGACAAGUACUUUACGGAGCUGCAGAAGUUCUGGGAAACGGAAAAGAAGCUGCAAGAUGCUUCUUCGUCGAACGAAGCCGUCCACCUGCAGCAGCGUCUGAAGAGCCUCAGCUCCGAGCUGGUGACGCUCCGGAAUCGACUGCACACCAACGGUGGCCAACCGACGGGCGCUGGCAACGGUCCGAACGGAGGUGUCCCCGGUGGCGUCGGAGCGGCCGGUGUCGUGUCCCCGACCGCAACGGCCACACAGAAUGGAACCCAGCAUAGCACUCCGGCCUCGGCGGCCGUCAACCUCGCCAAUCACGGCCCGGGCCUGCUGGCAUCGAACCAGGUCAGCUCGGCGAACGGCAUCAACGUACUGCCCCAUCUUGCCAACGGAUGCGCCAACAGCAACUCCACCGCCACCAACAACGCUAAGAACCACAUGCUGGUGACAGGCGGCGCCAGUGGCCAAUGUUUGCCGUCGAAUCCUUCGGCCGCCUCCAAUCUGCACGGAUCGUCGCAGCAUAAUGGCAACGUUUUGCCCGUCGUUUCGCCACGCAACACCUCCAUCCCGUACCCGCUGCCACAUCACAACUCCACCAACGGCACCAUGCUGAUCGGAGAUACGAUACAGUGUGGCGGGACGCUUCCAAGGCGUACGGCGGCGAUGGGUUUCGGGAGUGGCUCGGCCGGGGCCCAGUACCCGGUGGGUCACGGUGGGCCGAUCGUAUCGUCGACCGGCCCCAACGGGGCACCGGGGGUCGGCGGAGGAACCCUGCCCGGUGCUGGGCCCGGCGCACGAACGGACGGCGGAGGCACCGCCGCCACCGAGAUGGACGAUCUGAUCCAUCUGCCGGGUCCGCUGACCGAGGACGCCGUCAUGCGAACGCUGCACAACCGCUUCAACGAUGGGAAAUAUUUCACCAACGUGGGACCGAUCCUGCUGUCGGUCAAUCCGUAUCACGAUGUCGGUAAUCCGCUGACCCUGUCCUCAACCCGCUCGGUACCGCUGGCACAACAGCUACGCAAGAUUGUCCAAGAGGCCGUACGGCAGCAGGCGGAAACGGGCUACCCGCAGGCGAUCAUACUAUCCGGCACAUCCGGUUCGGGCAAGACACACUGCUCGAUGCUGCUACUACGGCAGCUGUUUGCCGUGGCCGGCGGUGGACCGGAAACCGACGCGUUCAAGCAUCUGGCCGCGGCCUUCACCGUGCUCCGAUCGCUCGGAUCCGCCAAGACGGCCACCAACUCGGAGUCGAGUCGUAUCGGCCAGUUUAUCGAGGUGCAGGUGACGGACGGGGCGCUGUACCGCACCAAGAUCCACUGCUACUUCCUCGACCAGACGCGCGUCAUUCGGCCACUGCCGAACGAGAAAAACUAUCACAUCUUCUACCAAAUGCUGGCCGGGCUGAACGCGGACGAGUGCGCCCGCCUCAACCUGGAGGGCUACUCGCCGGCCAAUCUGCGGUACCUGCAGCACGGCGACAUCCGGCAGGACGAGCAGGAGGACGCGGCCCGCUUCCAGGCGUGGAAGGCUUGCCUCGGCAUUCUGGGCAUCCCGUUUCUGGACGUGGUGCGCGUCCUGGCGGCCGUGCUGCUGCUCGGGAACGUGCAGUUUGUCGACGGACAGGGUCUCGAAGUCGAGGUGGUCGGUGAAACGGAGCUCAACGCGGUGGCCAAUCUGCUGGGUGUUCCGCCCGCCCAGCUGUUCCGAGGACUCACGACACGCACGCACAAUGCCCGCGGCCAGCUGAUCAAAUCCGUGUGCGACGCGAACAUGUCCAACAUGACGCGCGAUUGCCUCGCCAAGGCACUCUACUGCCGAACGGUGGCCACGAUCGUCCGACGAGCCAACAGUCUGAAACGGCUCGGAUCGACUCUCGGUACGCUCAGCUCCGACAGCAACGAGUCGGUGCACAACCAAGCGGAAGUAGCCAGCCAGCCAUCGGCCAUCGGCGGAAACGCUGGCUCGAAAUCAAUGGCCGCUCUCAACAAUGCUGUUCGACACGCGACCGACGGAUUCAUUGGCAUUUUGGAUAUGUUCGGAUUCGAAGAACCACGUCCGGCGCAGCUCGAGCACCUCUGCAUCAACCUGUGCGCCGAAACGAUGCAACACUUCUACAACACGCACAUCUUCAAGAGCUCGGUGGAAUCGUGCCGCGAAGAGGGCAUCAUCUGCGACACGGAGGUGGACUACGUCGACAAUGUGCCGUGCAUCGACCUGAUCUCGUCGCUGCGCACCGGUCUGCUCAGCAUGCUCGACGCCGAGUGUUCCGUGCGCGGAACGGCCGAAAGCUACGUGGCCAAGAUCAAGGUUCAGCACCGCAACUCGGCUCGCCUCGAGCAGCGCGCGCUGGAACCGUACGAUCCCCGACUCUUCGCCAUCCGCCAUUUUGCUGGCCGCGUCGAGUACGACACGACGGACUUCCUCGACACGAACCGUGACGUCGUACCGGACGAUCUGGUUUCGGUGUUUUACAAGCACACGUGCAACUUUGGUUUUGCCACGCACCUCUUCGGCACGGAACUGAAAGCUCUGUACGCACAGGAGAACGGCCCCCGGGGGCUUAGCUUCCGCAUCGCACCCACCUCCCACACGGAUCUGCUGAAUGGGGACGAACCCGUUUCGACGCUCACCCAGGACUUCCACACGCGGCUCGAUAAUCUGCUGCGGACACUGGUCCACGCUCGGCCCCACUUUGUGCGCUGCAUUCGCAGCAACACCUCGGAGAAGGGCGGCAUGUUCGAUCGGGGCGCCGUGGUACGGCAGAUCCGUGCCCUGCAGGUCCUCGAAACGGUCAACCUGAUGGCCAGCGGCUUCCCGCACCGGAUGCGCUUCAAACAGUUCACGGCCCGGUACCGAAUGUUGGCCCCGUUCCGACUGCUGCGCCGUUGCGAGGAGAAGGCCCUCGAAGACUGCAAGGUGAUACUGGACUUUGCGCUCGAAAAUCCACCCGAGCUCGAUGGAUCGGUCACGCUUUCGUGGGCACCCGGCAAGCGGCACAUUUUCCUGAGCGAAGGCAUCCGUCAGCACCUGGAGCGGCUACGCACGGAGGUCCGCACGAAGAGCGCCACGCUGAUACAGGCCACGUGGCGCGGCUGGAAUCUACGCAAGCGGCUCGGGACGAUCCGCCGAACGCACGACAUUCAGUUGAUGGGUGGGGGACACCUUUCGGUCAACAAAACUUCCGGUACGGACAGGACGUGGAUCCUGAAAACAUUAGUAGCCCGGCCGGAGAUGAGAUGCUCACCUGAUGACCCUUUUUUCGUUCUCCCUCCGUUAGGCACGCGGACGAGCAAUGUGACGCACGGUAACGCAACGAACACCGGGACGGCCACCCGCCCGAGACCGCAACCGAUCGCCGGAACACCGCCGCCGGAUCCGAACGAAAAGUGUGACUCGAAGAUCAUCGCCCAAACCUGUACCCUGUUCGGGUUGGACUUGGAGCGACCUCCACCGGUGCCCCCGUCCCGCUCGUACACCGUGACCGGCAACUCGAAGCUUGGCUAUCCGCAGACGCGCCUCAUGAAGAUGAACUUCCCGGAAGAUCCCGCCGCCGUCGGGCUUGGGGAACAGCUGCGCAAAGGCGAAGCGGUCACGGUGACCGGGGCUUCGCAUCGCCGCGGUCACCUCAUCGUCGAGCACAACGGCAUCAGCCUGCACGUCCCGUUCCAGUACAUGGAGCUCGUCAAAACGGUGGUACCGGGAACGACACCGGCCGCCCCACCAUCGUCCGGGGGCGUCGCAGCACCACCACCACCCACGGCCACUGCCGUCAACAUUUGA
This is a messenger RNA of Anopheles bellator, 3813 nucleotides long. RefSeq names its product unconventional myosin-Ia (gene dachs). Bases 10 to 3813 code for a protein of 1267 amino acids. Lineage: Eukaryota; Metazoa; Arthropoda; Insecta; Diptera; Culicidae. Gene Ontology annotation, molecular function: cytoskeletal motor activity; ATP binding; actin filament binding. The transcript is spliced from 11 exons. Gene Ontology annotation, biological process: vesicle transport along actin filament; actin filament organization. The record is from RefSeq and is a predicted model, not a curated record. Gene Ontology annotation, cellular component: myosin complex; vesicle; cytoplasm.